UACUUUUGAAUGCUCUUGGAAGGCCCGAUUUUUGCGUUGUCGCGGAUUCUGGGCGUAAUGCCCUUAAGCCGCGGCAGGUCUGGCGCUCUGCUCAUCUCGAGAAACUCCCUCUUACACACAGCCUUUUGCGUCAUUGUGCUCUGCCUCAGCAGCCUGUUCGUCUCUUACAAAAUGUUCUCCACCUUGAUCAGGUCAGACGCCAAGUCGUUUGAAAUCGUGCGUAUCGUGUCCUACGCCGCGCAACAAGCCAACGUCGCCGCCGUCGCACUGAUGCUGCUGCAGGGCAAGUACCGCAAGUUGCUCCUGUUCUGCCAAUGGGCGCAAAGUUUGAAGAUAAAUAAUACAAAGAUUCAGCGCGGCAAACUGCUGACAACGUUUUACUUUUUCCUCCACACAACGAGCGACAUUUUCAACGUGUAUUUCUCUUUGAUAAAUGACGAAUACGAGCCAUGUGACAUGUGCUCAAACGCACUUCUAAAAGCUGCCAACGCCGCUCUAACCUUUUUAAGAUACUCAACAUUCUCUAUGAUUGCUCUUCAGUUUGUUUCUUGCUGCUGGUCGCUUGAAGUAGGAUACAACUUAGUGAUGUCCGAAUUAAAAUAUUUUAAGAUUUGUGAAUCACGGUCUUCUAAAAUAGAAAAGUUGAGGAUGCGACUGAGGGAACUGCACGAUAUGAAAAAUUUGCUAAAUCAAAUUUUCGGAUUCUACAAUUUGACUUAUUUGGUCCUUGUUCAUAUUAAUCUUCACCUGGAUUUUUUCUUUAUAAUCAGAAUCAUUCAUGGCGUGGAUAGAGCUUCAAUGGUUAGUUUUGCGAAACGGAUCACUUUUUAUUGGAUACUAGAUGAUGGUGUCCGGGCGGUUGCAAUUUUGCUGGGAAGCACACAAGUGAAGAUAAAGAUAGACCAAAUUGAACUUCGAUUAAGGAAAAUGUUCAACGAACUUGAUCCAAGCAACAGAAUAGAAAAUAAAAACAUCAUAAGUCUGUUUCACGAGACGGCCUUGAAUAAUACAAGCCUCUCAGCGUGCGGCGUUUUUCAGAUUGAUGUCAAUAUGAUCGCCAUCGCUGCGGCUUCGAUUAUAACAAAUGUUGCAAUCAUGUUUCAAUCAUUCUUGAGUGUAAAGACGUUAGGAAAUUAGUUUGACUUCUUUUGACGCGUGGUUCAAUAAUUUCACGUGUCCUACAGUUUGACUAUCAUCUGGAGUUCGUUAGUUCAUUCGUAGCCGUCUAAGUGGAAACACACUACCCAUGUAAAAUGUUCCAAUCAAUACGAGUGCUGAAUGUGUUCCUCAAAAUUGCGCCGGCUUUUGGAACGUUCCCUUUUAGUCGAGCUUCAGAUACAUUACUUUUUAGCAAAAUCCUUUACAAAGUAUCCGUUUUCAUCGUGUUCUGUGUGAAUUUAUCUCAGAUAAAGAGAUUGAGUGGGUCAACUAGCAUGGGUUUGGAAGAGUUAGGAAUGGAAUCGCUCGUGAUGCAAUUAAUAUCUGAUGUCAUUCACCAGCUUUGUUUCCUCUCACUUAUAAUUUUUGUGUGGAACAGUCAGAAUUUGGCAAAAUUAUUUAACACUCUAAUUUCAAUUUAUCUAGAUUGUGGAGCUACCAUCGUGCCCAAAGCUAAAUUUGAAAUUUCUGUGACAUGCCUCUUUGCAAUAUCAACUGUGGUCUACAUUAAUUUCUCUUCAUUGCAAACUAGUUUUACCUUUGAAAAUUUUUGCUACUAUUACGGAAAUUUCAGCAUUAGCGUCACAUCCACCUUUUUCUGCAUCAUUUGUUGGCUCACCAGACAAAUUUUUGAGUUCAUUGACGAAGCUCUCUACAGCUGUAAAAAUCAAACAACAUGUUCUAUUGAUCUGGAGAAAGCAAGAAAAGUGUACCAACUCACAGUGACUAUAGUUGCGAAAGUGAAUGAUCAUUUCGGUCUAAUUAAUUUGUUUGUAAUGGUUUCGUUGAAUGUGCUCCUACAACAGGACAUUUAUUUAAUGCUCAUCAGUGUGUAUUCAUUAUUGACUGAUGGGAAGGGUUUGGACUGCCUCUUGAUGAGUUCGUUUUGGGCAAUAUGUGAUGCAAGUAAACUUUUUCUGUACUUCUGGCACUGCUCAAAAGUCUCCUUGGCGGUAAUCAUGCAGUGAAAAUAUUUUAUGACAAUUUAAACUAAUGUGAAAUCUACACUAUAGGCAAACAAACUGAAAGAGGGGCUUUCCAGACUUUUGAGUAGCAACAACAACGAAUGUUUCCAAGAGGAGGUACGAAAUUUAUUAUUAAUCUUGAAAUCCAUUUACUUGGUCAAGGAAAACUUCUUGGCUUUGGCGACGUUUUAUUUUGCACUAUAUGCACAAGAAAAAGCGUGUUUUGCAACUUUUGACUAUCAUCAUUUGAUGUAUUGAUCUUUUAUGCACGGAAAAACCAACGAAAUGGAAAUUUUUAGUGUCAGUUUUGUCAUCACCAUGGUAUACAUCGGAGCCUUGAGCGCAGUUUGGACUCUUUCAAAAUAUUUUGGUGUUUUCCCUCUCAAAUUAAGCAAGGAUAGCGGUAAAUUUGUUGUCAGCAAGCGGGCGCAGCUUUUCAGCACAGUUUUCCUGAUUAUGUGUUACUGCAUUGAUUUACUGAAAAUGGCACAGCUAUUUAAUCUUUUCAUCAAGUCACAUUUCUAUUUAGCCACAACGCUAAAAGUGGUCGCAAACAUCAAUUGCAUGCUAAACUUCUACUUUAUAUUCAUCGUCAUUAAAACGCAUACAAUGGUUUUGAAUGAUCUGGCAGAUAUUUGUAAACAGCUAAAAUUGAAGGCAGAUUUCAUUUUGAACGCCGAGUGCAUUUUUGUUGUCAUCGUGUGCCCGAUGUUAUUCAACGUGUACAGCGCCUUAUUAUUUAUGAGUAAUGAUUUAGAUACCUUUAACAAACUAAAAUACACUCUGUUUAACAUGAAAGCGUUCACUUACGCUUGCAUCAGUAGUCAAUUCAACUGCGUCAUUUUUCUAGCCAGUGCAAUGUUCUCUAAAAUAAACCAAAAUAUAAGAAAAUCGACGCCAAUCGAAUUGGACCAGUUGCGUUUCAUGGUCAGCAAUGUGUUUGAGUGUUGCGAUAUCGCAAAUGGCUACUUUGGCGUAUUUAUUCUCAUGUACAUCAUCCACACGAGCGUCCACAUCCAGAACAAUUUGUUCGAAGCCGGUAAGAUCAUUUGCAACCUGCUUCUCGGUCAAGGCAGCCUUGAAAAUGUCACACUGAGCAUCUGGGUGCGACUCAUCACGGCCCUGGCGUGCUUAUUGAGGCUCCUUAGCUACGUGUGGUGCACCACCAGACUCACUUUGGAGAGUAAUAAAAUGGCCGCUUUAUUGGUGCGAGUGAGCAACGAGGUCGUCUGCAAUUCGCUAAAAGAACAAGUGUACUGGUUCGCGGAGGAAGUCAGGUGGAACAAAAUCGGCUUCACAGCAAAUGGUCUGUUCAACAUUGACAGAGAGCUGCUCUUUAUGGCGGCAGGAUCUUGUGCCACCAACAUGGCCAUCCUCCUUCAGGCUUACAUUAGCAAAUGAACGUCUGCAACGCUAACAAAUGAUGAUGAAUUCUUCAAACAGCAAGAAGAGGACUAAACUUUACCCUGUCAUCCAAAUGCUCUCCUGAAACAAUUAUUUGACGGAAGUCUUAGUGUGGAACUUGUACCAGUUCUUUUUUUAAAUAUAGUAUAUUAAAUCAACAAAAAUUUAACUAACCCUUUGAA
Molecule: messenger RNA, 3709 nt
Organism: Cloeon dipterum
Lineage: Eukaryota; Metazoa; Arthropoda; Insecta; Ephemeroptera; Baetidae
Product: putative gustatory receptor 28b
Exons: 8
Coding region: 2388-3524 (378 amino acids)
Biological process (GO): chemosensory behavior; male courtship behavior; sensory perception of taste
Cellular component (GO): axon; neuronal cell body; dendrite
Source: RefSeq, a predicted model, not a curated record